Drosophila montana is the source of this 4132-nucleotide messenger RNA. RefSeq names its product probable multidrug resistance-associated protein lethal(2)03659. NCBI's taxonomy places the organism in Eukaryota, Metazoa, Arthropoda, Insecta, Diptera, Drosophilidae. Gene Ontology annotation, biological process: transmembrane transport. Gene Ontology annotation, molecular function: ABC-type transporter activity; ATP hydrolysis activity; ATP binding. The record is from RefSeq and is a predicted model, not a curated record. The transcript has 6 exons. Gene Ontology annotation, cellular component: membrane. The coding region runs from base 149 to 4132 and encodes 1327 amino acids.
GGCAACGGCCACAUGCGGGAAUUGUGCUAAAGGAUAUUAAUAUUGAGAAAUAUAUACCUAUGUGAUAUAAAAGGAAUAUAGCUGAUAUAUACAGAUCAUAAUUUUUGGAGCUGCAAGUUGGCCAGCUGUGUGAAGCCCAUGCCAAACAAUGUGCGCGACAAAGGAGGAACGCAAACCAAAUCCAGUGCUAAACGCGAAUUUCUUCUCCAAGUGGUUUUUUAUCUGGUCACGUGAGAUUCUGCGCAAAGGCCAUGGCAAAUCGAUUGAACCCGCCGAUUUGUAUGCGAAUGUACCCAGCCUGGAUAGUACAAAGGUGUCCCAGGAUCUGCUGGGCCACUGGGAGCGUGAGCUGAAACGGCCGCAGCCGAGUGUGCUGCACAUGAUCUUCAAGGCGUACGGAGCGAAAUUUGUGCCCUUUUGCAUACUCUACUCGCUGGUGGAGAUCUCCCUGCACACUAUGCAGCCGCUGCUGCUGGGCAAGCUGGUGUCCUUCUUCUCGGAGGGCAACGAUUACGAGUCCAUGGAGUCGGCCUAUCUGUACGCCAUGGGCGUGGUUCUCUGCUCGCUGGUCAAGGUGCUCUGCUAUCAUCCGUUUAUGUUCCAUCUGUUUGCGCUGGGCGCUCGCAUCCGUCUGGCCUGCGCCGGACUGGUCUACAGGAAGUGCCUGCGCGUCUCCGUGGCAUCGGAUAACAGCGGGAUGAGCGGCUAUGCGAUUGCCCUGAUGUCCACGGAUCUGCCGCAGUUCAAUGAGACCUUCUACUUCUUCCACGAGCUGUGGAAGGGACCGCUGGAGGGCCUGAUCUUUGGCUACAUUAUUUACCAAGUGAUCGGCUGGCCAGCUCUGGUGGGCAUGGCCACCAUUAUACUCUUCAUACCGCUGCAGGUGUGGGCGGCGAAGGCGACGGCGCGCUUCAAGCGCCUCUCGGCGGAAUACGGCGACGAGCGGGUCAAGCUGAUGAACGAGAUCAUAUCGGCCAUGCAGGUGAUCAAGAUGUACGCCUGGGAGAAGUCCUUCGCCAAGCUGAUCGCACGUGUGCGCCGGAAAGAGAUGGGCGCCAUACGCGGCACCAUGUACGUCUAUGCGGGGCUCCAGUGCACCGACAUGAUCUCCAAGCUGUCGCUGUUCCUGUGCCUGGUCACAUACGUCUUCACUGGCGACAUUGUCACCGCCCAGAAGGUGUUCAUGGUGUCCAGCUACUAUGACCAUCUCAAUCACUCGCUGCUGCAUCUCUGGCCGCUGGCCAUUAACUCCUGGGCGGAGACGUUUGUCGUUGCCCGCCGGCUGUUGGACUUUCUGCUGCAGCACGAGGAUCCCGCCGAUGGCGGUGUGACCAACUUUACCGACGUGGACGAUGAUCUGCAGCAUGGCAACUAUUUUGGACGCCUGCACAAUCCGCUGGCGCUGCGCAAGAGCGUCACGCUGCGCCAGCUGACCGCCAGCUGGGAUCAGUCCAGCCAGGAGAAACGCCAGCGGCACAUCGAGGACAUCAGCUUCGAGGCCGAGGAGCAGCAAUUUGUUGGCAUCGUGGGCACCGUCGGCGCUGGCAAGAGCACGCUGCUGGCCGCUCUGCUCGGCGAGUUGGACAUCAUCAGCGGCAGCGUGGAGCUCAAUGGCGUCAUCAGCUAUGCGCCGCAGGAGCCCUGGCUAAAUCGUUGCAGCAUCCGCGAGAAUAUUGUCUUCAUGGAGCCCUACGACGAGCAUCGCUACAGGGAGGUGCUGCGUGUCUGCCUGCUGGAGAAGGACAUUGAGCAGCUGCCGCACGGAGAUGCCACCAUGGUGGGCGAGUCCGGCGCCAGCUUGAGCGGCGGCCAAAAGGCUAGGGUUAGCCUGGCGCGAGCUGUUUACCGCAAGGCGGACAUCUAUCUGCUGGACGAUCCGCUCUCCGCCGUGGACUCCCAUGUGGGCCGGCUGCUCCUGCAGCACUGCCUCCAUGAGUUUCUCAGCGACAAGAUACGCAUCCUGGUCACACAUCGCGUGACCCUGCUGCGCCAUGCCGAUCACAUGGUGCUGAUGGAGGCCGGACGUGCCUCCAUACAGGGCGGAUACGAGUCGCUCAAGAAACUCAUCCGGUUUCGCAUGUCCGUCGCCAAUGACAGCGAGGUGGCCAAAUUGCGCGCCGUGCGUGCCGAUAGCAUCUUUGAGGAGGCGCCGCCGCACGAGCCACUCUCGCAGCAGCAGCUCCAGCUGCAGGUGGACGAGCACGAGCAGCGUUACAAGGAGCAGCAGUUCCAGGGCUCCGUCAAACUAACCACCUACAAGCAAUACUUUGCUGUGCUCGGUCUGCCGUUCGUGGUGCUGCUCAUAUUUGUAGUCUUUCUGCUGGCGCGUGGCUUUGAGGCCACCAUGGACAUUUUUCUGUCCAAAUGGGCCACGUGGGAGGAAACGCAGCCGGACGAACAUGAGCCGCCCAUUGAACGGCGCAGGAUUCGCACACGCCUGGUCACCCUGUACGCCGUGCUCAUUGUGAGCACCCUGUUUCUGUAUGUGCUGCGCACCUUUGGCUUCUUUAUGAUGUGCCUGCGCAUCUCGCUGCGCAUUCAUAACUUCCUCUUUCGCGGCAUCAUACGCGCCAGCAUGCAGUUCUUUACCUUGGCCACCUCGGGACGCAUUCUGAAUCGCUUCUCCAGCGACAUUCUGGCCAUUGACAUCACCCUGCCGCAGUCUAUGAUGGAAUCUCUGGAGUUCUUUAUCAAUGGGCUGGCUGUGCUUCUGGUUGUGAGCAUCGCCAACUAUUGGCUGACUAUUCCAGCGCUUGUGAUGAUUGCCUUGCUCUACUUUACCCGCAGCCUCUACAUAGGCGCCAGCAGAAGCCUCAAGCGCAUCGAGACCAUCUCCCGCAGUCCCAUCUACUCGUACACAAAUGCGACCUUUAAGGGCCUGACCACCAUUCGCGCCUUGAAUGCGACCAAGCGUCUGGAGCGGGGCUUCCAUAGCUAUCAGAACGAGAACACCUCGGCCGUUUAUUUGUACGGUAGUGUCAAUCGGGCCUUUGCCUUCUGGACGGAUCUCAUCUGUGUGCUGUACAUCCUGGUGGUUACGUUCAGCUUUCUAGUGUUCGAUCGGGACUAUUACAGCGGCGAUGUGGGCCUGGCCAUAACGCAGUCCAUGACGCUGAGCAUCAUCUGUCAGUGGGGCAUGGGACACACCGUCGAGCUGGAGAAUCAGAUGACCAGCGUUGAGCGCGUCCUGGAGUACGUCCAGCUGCCGCCGGAGCCCUCCUACGAGACGGCGGCAGCUGUCAAUCUGCCCGCCAAGUGGCCCAGUGCGGGUCAGCUGCACUUCCAGGAUCUGCGACUGCGCUACAGCGACCAUGGGCAUUAUGUGCUGAAGGGCUUGAGCUUUACCAUACAUCCCAAGGAGAAGGUGGGCAUUGUGGGUCGCACGGGCGCCGGCAAAUCCUCCGUCGUGCAGGCGGUCUUUCGCCUGGCCCUUAACGAGGGACUCAUCGAGAUCGAUGGCUACGAUAUCGGCAAAUUGGGUCUGCACGAUUUGCGCAGUCGCAUCUCGAUUAUACCGCAGGAUCCGGUACUGUUUUCGGGCACGCUGCGCUACAAUCUGGAUCCGUUCGAGCACCAGCUGGACGCGGAGCUGUGGCAGGCGCUGGACGCCGUCAAGCUGAAGGCCUUUGUGACAGCGCUCAAAGGUGGGCUCAGCUACAGGCUGCACGAUGGCGGCGCCAACUUCAGCAUGGGCCAGCGACAGCUGAUUUGCCUGGCACGCGCCAUUCUGCGGCAUAAUACAAUACUCAUCAUGGACGAGGCGACGGCCAAUGUGGAUCCGGACACGGAUCAGCUCAUCCAGGAGGCGAUACACACCAAGUUCGCCAACUGCACGGUGCUGACCAUUGCCCAUCGCCUGCACACGGUCAUGGAUUCGGAUCGUGUCCUGGUCAUGGAUGCGGGCCGUGUCGUCGAGCUGGGUCAUCCGCAUGAGCUGCUGCAGCAGCGCAACGGACAUCUCUAUCGUUUCGUGGAGAAGACCGGGCCGAGCAGUGCCAAGCACUUGCGCCACGUCGCCGAGCAGAGCUUCCAUAAGCGCGUGAUGGGCAAGCGCGGAUUGCCGGAGCCGGAGCCGGAGCACCAGGCGCAUCCGGAGGGCAGGCUGAGCGUUUUCAGGGGCACCACACUAUAG